This is a messenger RNA of Patella vulgata (common limpet), 3340 nucleotides long. Its product is annotated as E3 ubiquitin-protein ligase TRAIP. The transcript has 3 exons. Bases 1081 to 2481 code for a protein of 466 amino acids. The record is from RefSeq and is a predicted model, not a curated record. Lineage: Eukaryota; Metazoa; Mollusca; Gastropoda; Patellidae.
UUUCUUCGAUUAUGAACAAACUACUUAACCUGGAAUAUUUAAUUGUACAAUGGAAUUCAUUUAACCAGAGUUGAUUUCAAACACACUGGUAAGUUUAUAAUAACCAAAGUUAAGUAGUUUGUUCAUAAUUAAGAAAUCCGUUUAUAAAAUUGGAAGGUUCAGACAGUAGAUUAGAUGCGUCGCGCCGUCCAUUAAUAUUUAGAUAACAUUUAAUUGACUUGAUAUGAAAUCUGAUUAUAAAUUAUUACGAUGGAUAAAUGUUUGUGAUAAGAUUAGUUUAUGAUGUCUUCUUUAUAGAUAGGUAUUUUACAAUUACAUUGACUGAUUAAUCACUCAUCAAAAUGCAUCACAGGCUACAUGUAUAUUAUCAGAUUUUUUUGUUAUUCAUGUCCAUGAAGCCUGUGCAAUUUUCGUGCCAAAUUCAACCUUAGAUACUACGUCCGUAGUAUGCAAUGCCUUACAUAUAUAUAUUACUACAAUAGCUACAUGAGUAACAUGACAUCACCCAGGUGAAAUUUCGUCAAAUAUCGCACAUGUUAACCACAUCCAUGUCUUCCCUUAUAAGGUAGUGUUACUAUGCUUUUUGACUAUGAAAACCAUAUAUGGAAAUUGAUGUAUGAUCACAUGAGACGGAGUGCGCAUAGCCAUACUAUUUCUGGUUGGGCGGACGCCGGACAUUUAAAGUUAGAUAGGACAGAAAUUUCGAGUAGCAAUUGGGUUUCAUCAAAUUAUAUAAUUAUGCUGUAAGGCUUCACCUUUAUUUCAAUGGGGGGUUGGAUGGCUGAAUGGUUAGCAUGUGCGCACUGUAUCAUAAGGUCUGUCAUUGAGUCAACUGGCAUGGUUUGAUUCCCCGGUUGUACGUGACAAGGAGUAGGGUCGCCUGUCCAACCUCGUGGGUUUUCUCCGCCGGGUCCUCCGGUUUCCUCCCACUGCUAAAGACCCCUAUGCGCAAGCGAAUUAUGGAAAUAUAAUUGAACCGUAUGUUAGUCCCGAAAUGACCUAGUCUGUUUUCGAGGUGAGGUUACACCCCAUCUCUCUCUCUCUCUCCCUCUCUCUCCCUCUCUCUAUCUCUUUAUUUCAAUGGGAAUUGGUUUAUUAUAUGUCAAGCUCAUGUAUUAUAUUCAGUUUCAGUUUGUAAAAAUGAGGGCCCAGUGCUGUAUUUGUGCCGAUCUGUUUGAAGAUAAUUCUACAGUCAAUAUAGCAGCUGCUCCGUGUGGACAUACGUUUCAUGAAACAUGUUUAAUGAAAUGGCUGGAUACAUCAGCUACCUGUCCAAGUUGUCGCAAACAUUGUAACAGAAAACAAGUUAUUGCCAAAUUAUUUUUUGAUGGAGAUGAAAUUGAGGAAACUCGUGAGGUUGAUCCGAGCAAGCUGGUUAAUCAAGUCUCUGAUUUAAAGGCUACCGUUCGACAGCGAGACAAGGAGAAAUCUGAACUUAUUGAAUCAAAAGUCUCGUUACAAAAUCAAGUUCAAGAUGUGAUGAUAGAAAAAGAUGUUUUAAAGAAAGAGUUAAAACAAGAAAAAAACACAAACUCUUCUUUAAAAAAACAGAUUUCGACAUACGAAGGCCAGCAGAAACUUUAUAGAACAGAGCAAGAUGAAUACCGUAAAGCCAUUAAAACACUAAAAAAUUUACAACAUCUUCAAGUUAUGUUAUCAGGUUGUGAAAGUGAUGCAUUAGAAAUAUUAAGUCAGAAUGGUGAAGGAUCAUCAAAACAACUGUCCCGUUAUUGUGCCAUUUUAAAACGGGAAUACGAACAAUGUAAACAAGAUAAAAAGUUAUAUAAAGAUCAAAUUGAUAAACUUCGUAGAGAAUUAGUUACAAAAGACAGAAUUCUCAAAGAUAAAACGCAGGAGAACUCCACAUUAACUGAACAGUUGAAUAGAUCGGAAGAAGAUUUAAAAAAUGCGGAAAAGGAUAAAGAAUUAUUACGGCAUAAAUUGAGACAUUUACGAAAAGCGGUUCGUAGUCCAACAGUCGCCACGGCAAGUUCAAGUUUUAUCGAAACUUUAACAGAAGAAAGUCCGAUGACUAAUGCUAAUAUUACGACUCCUGUCAAAGAGAGCAACAGUAGAUUAUUUGAAGAGAAAGGUGCAUUAACGCCUGAUUUGUUUGACACACCAAACACACAAACGAAACAUCACUGUUCAGAUAAUAAUAUGAAAUACGUCCGUAUUGUGUCUGCAUCAGAAAAUCAACCUUCAAAGAGACAGAGAACUGAAAAACAGGAGAUAAAUGAUUUAAAAACAUUAGGAUCGUUGAAUAUUUUUAAAAAGAAAAAUGGCCCAGGAAGUUUUUCUAGUACUAUUCAAAAAGGUUACGAUGGAUUAGGUGGACAUACAUCAUUCACAAAACCUCUCGGUCCCCUAGGAGUAAAAAAUACCCUGGUGAAGAAGAAGAAAACAACGUCAACUGGGGUUAAAAUGUUUGCGAAAAACCCACCAUUGCCAAGUUUAGAUAAUUUUAUAGAGAUUGAUUAGUAUAGUAAACAAAUACCCGGUAUCUAAUUUAUAAACAAAUACCCGGUAUCUAAUUUAUAAACAAAUACCCGGUAUCUAAUUUAUAAACAAAUACCCUAAUUUAUAAACAUAUUCUGUGAUUGAUAUAAACAAACUUCUGCACAUUGUUAUGGAUAUUGUUGAUAACUUAUGCACCUGUCACACUCUGAUACCAUGGAUACUACAGUAAUGUACCUGUUACAUCCUGUUACCAUGGUUUCCAUGUAAUGUACCUGUCACACUGUUACCAUGGUUUCCAUGGUAUUGUGCCCUUCACUCUCUGUUACCAGCCACGUACAAAUUUGUUUACUUUAAUAUUCAUUAAAGAUACAUUAUAUAAGAGCUAAUUCUGACUAUUGCAGUCUUCCAGUGUUAUACCGGUUGUGCAUGUACGUGACACGGAGUAGGGUCGUCUGUCCAACUUCGUGGGUUUUCUCUGGGUCCUCAGGUUUCCUCCCACAGCUAAAGAACCCUACGCUAAAGUGAAUUAUUGAAAUAAAAUUAAACCAUAUGUUAGUCCCGAAAUGACCUAGUUUGUGUCAAGUGGGCGUUAAACCCCAUUUCUCUCUUUCUCUCUCAAACAGUCAUAACUUCACCCAGAAGAAAGUAAUUUGAAUGAAGUUUUCAAUAUAUUCAUUUUUCAUUAUCUAUUUUUGAACUUUUUAUAGCGAGAAAUUUCCAGCUCCUUAUCUGAAUCUUACAUAAUGUAUCUUUAAACUAUUAUAGCAAAAAUGGUCAGCUCUUUAUCUAAAUCUUACAUAAUGUAUCUUUAAUAGAAUGAGAACCUAUUUUGAUGUCAUCUAUGCCUGUGAUUGUAUCAAUCUAUUAAAAAUCAUGAAAC